AUGAAGCAACAAUUUGUUUUGCUUUUAUCUAUUCUCCUUCUUUCCUUUUUCUUAUCUUCUUCACGUUUCCUUGAAUUACCGAAAGGUCCAACAAGACAAGGUGAGAAGGAAGUGAAGGUCAAUGAUAACUCCAUGGUUCAGUCAUCCGCUGAGCUAAAAGUUGACAUGGAAGAAUUGAUGGGAUCAGAGGAGUGCUGUGAAAAGGAUGAAGAAUGCUCUAGCAGGAGGAUGAUGGCGGAGGCCCACUUGGAUUACAUCUACACCCAACACCAUAAGCCUUGAAUUAAUUCAACUUUUCAAAGGCAGAGUACUA
This is a messenger RNA of Abrus precatorius (Indian licorice), 313 nucleotides long. RefSeq names its product putative phytosulfokines 6. Gene Ontology annotation, cellular component: extracellular region. NCBI's taxonomy places the organism in Eukaryota, Viridiplantae, Streptophyta, Magnoliopsida, Fabales, Fabaceae. The record is from RefSeq and is a predicted model, not a curated record. Gene Ontology annotation, molecular function: growth factor activity. The transcript is spliced from 3 exons. Bases 1 to 282 code for a protein of 93 amino acids. Gene Ontology annotation, biological process: cell population proliferation.